AUGACUAUUGCUGCAUAUGCGUAUGAAACAAAUGAAGCAAGAAGAGCACAUGAACUAGUAAAUGAAAACUCAACUUUAACAGUGGAAGGUAACAAUUUAGUCAUUGACGAUGGAAAAACUAAAAAAGUCAUUGAUUUCGAUACUUUUAACACUUAUGACCCAUUCAUUACAACAAGUAAAGUUCCUAUCAUAAAUGAUGGAACGGUGCAAUAUAUAAAUUCUACAGUAGAUGCCUCAUUAGUGAAAGUAUUAAAUGUUCUCAUUGAAUUGUUAAAGAGCUUUCGAUUUGACGACAACAUUAAAUGCUUAAAGAAUUUAGUCAUGAAUGAGAAACAAAUUCUCGGCGUUGCUGGUAGCAGUAAUGAUGUACACCUUUUGACAUUAGAAUAUUAUAACGAACAUAAAGAUGAACUGAAAGGAGAGAAGGGUGACACUGGACCUCAAGGACCUCAAGGAAUUCAAGGACCUCAAGGCGAAAACGGUUUGGAUGGUGAAGAUGGAAAGGAUGGAAAAACUGCUAAAUCAUGGAUAUGGAACCUUAUAAAUACUGGUUUAACAGCUGCUUCAUAUGGAGUUCUUUAA
Messenger RNA from Trichomonas vaginalis G3, 582 nucleotides. RefSeq names its product organellar and viral DNA polymerase type B. The coding region runs from base 1 to 582 and encodes 193 amino acids. Lineage: Eukaryota; Parabasalia; Trichomonadida; Trichomonadidae. The record is from RefSeq and is a predicted model, not a curated record. The transcript has a single exon.